ACUGCAUUUUCCUUCAACUUGUGCUUUGUCUUCCCAUAAAAAACACGCUCAAACGCACCAACACAAACGCCCUUAUCUGUAUAUAUAUACUUGUGCUCAUUGUCUCCUAAAAUUAUACUCAAAAUUUUGAACCCCGCCCUCUCUCUCUCUCUCACACACACACACUUACCCCAUGUAUAUGAGUCCGGCCGGAAUCCGAAUGGAAAAGACUAGUGCCUUAUUGAUAGCUGUCAUUGGCAUAAUUUUCUUGGAUAAUAGAUUGACAAGCUCUACUUCACUUAUGGGUACGAUGAUCAUCUCAUUUUGUACAUUCAUAAGUUGCAUCAUCACAUUCUCUACAUGGGUCCGCCACUCCCUCUUCAGCACAUGGAAGGGCCAGAACACCGGUGCUGUUGUUAUGGCCCACUUGGAACCUUGCCCAGAUCAGGUAAAUGAAAGGACCCUGCUGUUGAGAGGAGAAGUAGAAGUGGUGAUGGAAAAAUUAGGAAUUUUGUAUGACCCUAGUCGCGAUGAGAUUCGAGAGAAACUGGGCUCAGAUGACAUAGCAGAUUUGCUUGAUGAGAAGGAGCUGGGGUUGGAGGAAGCGAAAGAAGCAUUUGAUGUGUUUGAUGAAAACACUGAUGGGUUUAUUGAUGGGAAUGAGUUGGAGAAAGUGCUUUGCAAGUUGGGGUUUGAGGGAUUCUCAGGGAAAGAAUGUGAAAGGAUGAUAGGAGCAUUUGAUGAGAACAGAGAUGGAGUGAUUGAUUUCAGUGAGUUUGUCAAACUCUUGGAAAAGUGCUCUAGGUAAUUCAAUUUUCUGUACAUGCCAACUUGUUUUGACCAGCAUUAAGCUGUGUUAGUGUUUUCUAAUCGAGAUACGAAGUGCAUCGUUUUUCAUUUCAUGAACCG
This is a messenger RNA of Rhododendron vialii, 888 nucleotides long. Its product is annotated as probable calcium-binding protein CML45. The transcript has a single exon. The record is from RefSeq and is a predicted model, not a curated record. Bases 173 to 787 code for a protein of 204 amino acids. Lineage: Eukaryota; Viridiplantae; Streptophyta; Magnoliopsida; Ericales; Ericaceae. Gene Ontology annotation, molecular function: calcium ion binding.